This is a messenger RNA of Sphenostylis stenocarpa, 450 nucleotides long. The record is from the annotation of a GenBank genome assembly. Lineage: Eukaryota; Viridiplantae; Streptophyta; Magnoliopsida; Fabales; Fabaceae.
AUGGAGACUCUCCAUCGUCACAAAGCACUGAGUCAUCGGAAAAAGCAACCUUCAGUGAUGCCACUCAUGGAUUCACCACUGGUGCAACCUCUAAGAACAAUAACAACGACAACAACAUGCAAAAAGUGCAAGAAGGGGAUUAAUGGAAGCAAAACAGGGGUGGGUGGAAGGAUCGCGUUUAGAACCAAAUCAGAGCUUGAGAUCAUGGAUGAUGGAUACAAGUGGAGAAAGUACGGCAAGAAGUCCGUGAAGAGCAGUCCCAAUUUAAGGAACUACUACAAAUGUUCAAGUGGAGGAUGCAUUGUGAAGAAAAGGGUGGAAAGGGACAGAGAGGACUCCAGCUAUGUGAUAACAACUUAUGAAGGUGUGCACAAUCAUGAGAGCCCUUUUUCCACAUACUACAGCCCCAUCUCCUUCUUACAUUCAGAUGAUUUUACAUCCACCAAAUGA